Molecule: messenger RNA, 417 nt
Organism: Symbiodinium natans
Lineage: Eukaryota; Dinophyceae; Suessiales; Symbiodiniaceae
Source: the annotation of a GenBank genome assembly
AUGUUUUGCUACUUGCAAGCACAGAGGCCGCCGGCAGCAUGUGGCAUAUGCUUGGGGAAAAAAAAAGGGAAGCUGGAUGAGUUUGACAGAUGCACGGUUUUGUGUGUUCAGUGGCUGCCUUUUUGUGGGCCUAAGCUUUCCGUGGUGUUCAUCUCAAUCCCUGAGAGCGAUGUUUGCGGAGGUGGCAGCUUUGUCCUCUUUAUGACGUCCUGGCCUUACUGCUGCCAUUCUCCACUUGGGCCCAGCCGCCGCUACCCUGGGUUUUUGCCUCCGGAAACCUUAUUCCCAAGAAUCCUGCAGAUCUGCGUGCACAUCGUGCGCCCAGGUCGGGGACAAUGGCCAGCUCGGCACCGACUUGUUCCAGCAAGCGCUCGCAGCGCGGCUGCCGUUCGUUUGUUCGCGUGGAAGUUCUCAUGA